AUGUCCAUGGACUAUGAUGAUGACUCGAAUGAACCGAGUCAUGAUGUUGAAUCGGUCUUGGAGAGGCUGCCAAGUUUGAGUAGGGAUUUUUGUGACACCGCUUUCACAAGUCAAUACACCGACGGCGGCGGGGCAGCGGAGUCCAUCGUGGAAUUAUGCAGUCACGACCACGAAUUCACUAAAGAAAUCCUUUCCGAGCUAAUCGAGCUACUUCAUCGAGCUUCGGGAACUGAGAAUGCUCGAAAACAAUUCUGGACAACCGCCACCAAGUGUGAUCGGGGCUUCCGAUAUCUACUCGGGCUCGCCUUCGCCGGUAUCGGGGCCGGAGAACGCACUCGCCCGAUCAGUGACCGCAUCAUCGGACUCCUCUGUUUUCAAGCUUAUUUAGCUCUAGCCCGAGUGACAAUACCAGGCGUGAACAUGGUGUUCCCAUCUCUUAUUGAGAAUUCCAUCUCAUUGAUGAGUCUGCCGAAAAGAAGGGAACUCGACAAGAGAAGUUUCGAGAAGAGCGACUUCGACGGCGAAGAUACGGACGAGAUGCAGUAUUCUACCGAAAUCCUCCAUGACCUCAUCAGAGAAGUAAAACAGACCCUGAGAAGCUUGGAAUCCUUCCUCGGAGCGACGAGCUUGAAAGGACAUACAGAUCUCCAAAAUCGUCUCUGUCAUGAGAUGGUAGAAUUGACGCCUUACGAGCCCCUCGCGGAAAAAGCUUUCCGAGUACUCCUCAAACUCGUCAACCCACUCCACGGUAAUCUCGAGGAUCUCGUCCUCCUAUGUUGCCAGAAACUGUUCAAAAACUUGCUCAUGGUCGGUGCCGCCUCCAAGGACCGCGUCGAUAUGGAAACAGUGAUGCUUUGUGACACUACCUGUCGAUUCUUAUUGAAAAUUGGCGGGACUGUCGAUUCAGACGACUACAUUGUGAUAACUGUACAACAAUUGGCUCUCCAUUGUCUGGAAAAGCAUGAUAUUCGUUCACGCACAGCUCAUGUCGCUGUCCAGCUAUUGCUGAGACUAGGAGAAAGUUCCCUGGAUUGGAUUAUCGAUUGGUUCAAUACGCUCAUUGUCUCUGUUCACCCGAAGCACCGCCUAUUCACGUUAGAACUCUUCAGUCAGCUGUGUUCGCUUAAGAUCACUCCGCCGAUUCUACAGAAACAUCUCAGUACUGUGGCUUUGUCUGCUUUGUUGCGGGUCACUGAUCCAUUGUGCACCGUCAAGAGCAAAGCCUUCAAUUUCUUCGCUACAUUCACGAACACACCGAACUGGAUGGAGAAACUCGUCACGAAUGAGUGCACGAAGGAAGACACAAUAUGCGCCCUGCUAGGCAUCCUACAAGAGUGCAUUAACAAUGAGAAGUUCGUUGUGCGCCGGAGCGCUCUCAAUGUUCUCACCAGUAUACUACGAGAUGACGUCUCUUUCAAUAAGAAAACUUAUUUGAAGGAAAUCGUCCAAUGCUGCAGAGACGUCUCGCCUUUCAUUCGCAAGCUGUCAGUGGAUUCCCUCAGUCAGAUUUAUUUGAAAUCUCCUGACUUCCAUGAGGAAUAUAUAGAGGGUAUAUUCCCUCUCACGGCUGAUAACGAGGCGUCCGUGCAGGAGAAAGCUCUGUGCAGUGUCAAGGAAACUGUUUUCAAUGCUAUAGCUACAAAGGGACGAGAGAGGCUGGGCUGGAAAGUCCUGUCAAAUCUGGGCUCAUAUGAUUCGUUCCUCCCGGAAAUCUGUGAAAAGUUCUGCAGGAACGAUGCGAAAUACGGGCUCACACCGCACGAAAUUCGAGCCAUCAAAGACGCAUUGGAUUCCCCGCAUGCGUCGACCGCCUGGAAGGUUCUGUGUUACCUCAGUGAACACACCCAGAUAAAGACAACGAUCGAACGAAUUGAGGCUAGCAAACUAGAUGAGGAAGCCCAAUGUUGUCGACUGAUCAUGUUGGCGAAUCAACGGAAGCUUUCCAGACAGCUCAUAGAAUCGCUGCUGACGAAUCUGACAGAGAACGAAAGAAUCGGAUAUCAGUUCUUGAACGAGAGCUGUACCGUGCUACUGAAAAUGGAUGUUGUAAGCCUGGAGAAGUGGUGUCAGAGCACAUACCCCAUGUGUCUGAAAACGCUGGAGAGAGGGAAGGACGCAGAAGAAGUGAACUUGGCCCUGAUCAAGCUUGGGGAAUGCGUCCUGGUCUUGCAGCAUCUCCCGUCCGCUCGGCUGCUGAAGCGGCUUCGUAAUCUUGUGGAAGACACUACGAAGACGCUUUCAACGAGACGGAUUGCACUGCGUGUCAUAGGUCAGGUGUCGAUCACCUCGGAAGAUAUCGCGAAGUCAUUGAUUCCGACUAUAGCUGCGUGCGUCGAUCAUGCCAAUGACAUCGGGCUCCGAAUCCAUGGCAUCCGGGUCGCGGCCGACCUCACGUGCCGCUACGCAACUUUCUGCGAUAUUCUCCACCCAAUUGUAUUUUGUCUGCUCAAGGAUCCCGAGAGAGAAAUUCGUCGCGCAGCUUUGAUCACCAUAUUCCAACUCAUCAAGGAGGACUACAUCAAAUUGAAGAGUCAUCAGCUUUACCACAUUCUAGAGUGCGUCAGCGAUCAGGAUAAGACCGUCAGAGAUCUGGCCGACGUCGGCUUGCAUCAGUUCGUCUUUAAGAAGCACACGCGGCUUCUCGUACAGAACUUCAUCGACUGUGUAUUUCAUCUCAAUGCUUUCACUGGCCAUUCGAUGUACAAUCAAGAUCACCAAUCGAAACGGGAGCAGAAAACCUUUUCGCUUGCUCAGCAACCCUUGGAGAGACAGACCAUCUAUCGAUUCAUGGCGAAGGAUCUCACUGAAGAACACAAAUACCUCCUCAUACUGAGCAUCGUUACGAACGUCCUUAGACCGAUCGGCGACUAUGAGAGCGACCUACACGUACAAUGCCCGGCCAUCGUGAUGGACUUACUCGAGAUCCUUUGCCUCGAGGAACUCCGGUUACGAUACACCACAGCCAAGGACAACGAGGACGAACUUGUUCCUGAAGAAGAGGACUCUUCAGCACCUGAAACUCAACCCGCUCAGACGACCGGACGAGGGCGGAAGAAAGUUGAGAACAAAAAGUUCGUUCUCACUCCUGCCAAAAUUAAAACACUUGUAGAGACCUUGGUGCCGGCUCUCACGUCAUUAAAAGCGAGGUCCUCAGACAAUGAAGUCGUCGCAACGUCGAUUAUGGCUCUCAUGAAGAUUCUCAAUACGGAAUACAAACAGGAAUUCAACGAAUAUCUCGUCGGCGAUAUAGCUAACAUCAUUAUCGAAGAUUUGAGAAAAUACGAAAUGACCCUCAAGUCUCGCAUGACGGGUGAUGCUCCUAGCACUCCAUCUGAUAAGCGAGGAGGAAUUUCGCGCCAGAUACAACACGAUCUCAUCAAAAGGGUCUUAGAGAGCGCCAGGAAGCAUCAAGGCGUUAGUAAAAACUUCCCGAGCUCAUCACAGAACAACGAAAUUCUGGAGAUCAGUGGGCUAGAGCCGAUCGCGGCAGAUGAUGAUGAUAAUGAUGAUGCUGCCUUCGGGGAAACCUAUGCAGAGGCCGCAUUCGGGGAUCAUCUGCCCGGGCCAAGCGAGAGGGGAAUGCAGAAAAUGGGCGAUAUCACUGGCCUGCAGCAGAUCGUGAUGAGACGGUCUUCCAUGCUGCAAGUCGUCCUCACAAGGAUUGAGGAUGACUCGAACUCCCCGCCGUGAGCAGUUUGCGAUGUCUGCAAUGUCUGCUUCAUGUUCUUCACUGGGGACGGAGAUUGUGGAUGGGACUAUUACGGGGGUCUGCAAGUCUAGAAAGUACCCUCACUUUCCUGGAUGAACUCCGCAAAUUUCACGGAAUGUCUCCGCGUAUGUUUUCACGAGAAGAUCCGAAGAUUCUUGUGCCGCAUCGAUCAUGGAUUCGACCCUCUUCGAAUCUCGGAUCGUCCGGACUCGAGUUAACUCUCUCGAGCCUGCAUUGGGGCUCCAUCGGAAUCGACGCACAUUGAUCGACGCGAAUCUGAGAUCGCUUCUGCGAGCACCUGAAGGGUGACGUGCAUGCGGUCGUUACGGCACCGAGAGCCAUGAAUUGCAGGCUGGAGAUCCUUUCUCAGGCUUUCUCGAAACCCUUCGUUGAUGCUUCUGACGGUUUUCACCCUGAAAUUUUCUUAUUGUUGAGCUCUGCUUAUACCGCCAACGGCUAGGAUGGAAGAUAAGGUCUCAUAGACGAUUUCGUUCCCAGCCGUCGGGCCAACAAAAUAUUCAGAGGACACAUGACGGUCGAUUUCCCUCACGAG
Galendromus occidentalis (western predatory mite) is the source of this 4262-nucleotide messenger RNA. RefSeq names its product condensin-2 complex subunit D3. The record is from RefSeq and is a predicted model, not a curated record. Gene Ontology annotation, biological process: mitotic chromosome condensation; meiotic chromosome condensation. Gene Ontology annotation, molecular function: histone binding. The transcript is spliced from 17 exons. Gene Ontology annotation, cellular component: condensed chromosome, centromeric region; condensin complex. Bases 1 to 3690 code for a protein of 1229 amino acids. NCBI's taxonomy places the organism in Eukaryota, Metazoa, Arthropoda, Arachnida, Mesostigmata, Phytoseiidae.